CACAUGCAUUACAAGUUUUGGCUUACCUCAGCGAUAAAGCGUUUCAUUGCCUUUACCCAGAUGUUUACCUGGUGAAACUGUUUCAACAGCUUAUCAUCAACGUGCUGCCAGGGAUGAAUCCUUUCGAACAAUUGACAAUCAAACUGCACGCACCAAAAAACCCGUACCAUGUGCGCAUGACACGGGAAACAGUUUUCCUUCGCAGUUCAUUUCCACCAUUUUCCAUCCAUAGCUUAGAUCUUACCCAGACACGGUUCAACGAGGAGUAGAAGUGAAAAUUUUUACUCCAAGUCGCAUAGGCGACAUUCCGUCGCCUUCCAAGUGGCCAAUUCUAUCCCAUCGGACAAUCGGUUAGAGACGGAGCUACAAAAGUUGCUUCCCAACUGCUCCUUAUUCCUACAGUUGCCUUCUACAAAAGUUUUCCCGUGCGUGCGUACGUGCUACCUUGCGUUUGCUUUAUUGAGCACCUUUUUUUCUUUUGCACAUGAAAAGGAUGUGCAGCAUUUGCUUAGGGGGUAUUCAGCAAUAAAAAAAACACAGUGUCUAACCUAAUCGGUCAAUUAUGACGAUGUCGGCGGUGGUGAAUCGUUGCAUUUCUAUCGAUCAGUAUGUAAAUUGCUACACUCUUCGACCAACUCUGAAUCGAUAAUGGACAGGCGAACUGGUGCAUACGUAAUUUAAGGAGCUACAAAUCACCACCAACAAGUAUGUGAGGAUACCCUGCAAUAGCGACUUCCCUCAGGGAGGUAUUACGACCGUACGACCCGUCUGCUCGCGUCCAGUAACUGCAGACCCAUCGUCCUCCAGCCCGAAACAGUGGAAGAAUAUUAUAUAACGUUGUUUAAUUAAAGUUGCAAAAACUAAUUCUUCUCGUGCUCGCUUAAUAUGCAAAGCAACGGUUAAAGUUUCCUGCGCCCUCCCAAUAAUACCGCCCCGCGAUUGAUGAUCCAGUGCCGACCAUGGCUCGCAAAAUUCCGUUCAAAGUAGUGUUUGCUUCAGACGAAGAUUCCGACUAUCCGGCAAGCGAGCUAAACAGUCACAGCCCAACCGUGCACGGUUGGCGCUCUAAUGCCGACAGUUCCGUCAGUCCGAAAGAAAUCGUACUGCGGUUCUUCCAUCCAGCUCGCAUCGUACGGAUACAGGUGCUGGCACACCAGUAUUACAUCCCUGAACGCAUCGAACUAUGGAUACAUUACUCGAGCAAAAGUGCUCCCAGUACGCCCUCCAGCCAAAGCUUCGAGUACAUGGGCUUUGUGGCAUUGUCGGACAAUGCCAGCACCAACUAUACCUCGCGAGAGCUACAAAGUGUGUCCGUCGCACCAAAGGUUGGAUCCCAUCUGAAGCUACGCCUCGGUCCAGCACAUCCGAACCAAUUCAACAAGGAUAAUCAGGUGGCGCUGCUUGCAAUCAACAUACUGGGCGAGGAACUAACGGCCGAAGAGCUGGCUGCCUCGCAGGGUAAUGUAACCGCGCUUCUGAAUGCGGUACCAGCGAACAUCGACACACUGAACAGUUCGCUAGCGUCGGCUUGUGACGAUCUGUCCUACUCCAUGUAUGUGGAGGAGAGUAUCUGUGAGGUUGUGCGCAAGAUGGAGCUUCUGAAGGUGCAAGCUGUCCAAGACGAACGUUUCGAGUAUGCACGAAAGCUGAAGCUGUGUAUGGGCGCCCUUCGUACGGCCGGUGAACGGCUGGGACGGUACGCGCUGGCCAAGCGACAGGCUGUACAGGCAGAGGAUUUUACCACCGCGCGGUUACGCAAGGAACAGAUCGAGAUGUACCGGAAGGCUGUGUUUGAUCAGUUGCGGGUGGAGUUACUGCUACGGAGUGACAAGAGCGUCACGAGUAACGAUUCCUGUUCGGAGCUGUACGCUUCUAAGCCAACGUUGCCUUCACCGCCCAGCUUGCAGGAUGUGGCCAGUGCGUUAUCGGGCGACUCGACGCUACCCCAUGCCCAUCACCUACACACACAGGUUGGUCAAGACGGUACGAAACUACCGACGGGUGAUGCGACGGACUCUACCACCAGUAACUCCACAACUACUACUACUGCGUCCGCGUCGAGUGCUGGCAGCACCACGGUGAAGGCGGACGGACGAAUAUCUCAGCAAAGUCUUACCCGCCCGGAGGAGUUAGCUCAGAGCUCACCUCUGCUAAGUCACAAAGGACGCAGUCCAAUGCGGUCACCAACAAAUACCGGUUCGUUGCGCCGUCGGAACAAGAGUGCACCACGUAACAGUUACGAGGAUUACGACGAACGGGCAAUUCCCACACUCAGUACGCACACGAAUGAUUUCUUGCGCGAGUGUCAAAAUACGGCCAUGAUCGAACAGGAAGGUGGGAAGAUUCGCUGCAAGCUAAACGAUCGUGAACGUCGCCAAGCGGCGCUACCGAUAAUGAUCUUCGGAAUGGAGCUAGUUGAGUUGAUUUACUCGCGCCAGUAUACUGACCGUGAGGAAGGAUUGAUAAGAUUGAGAGGUAUUCUGAAGCAAGAAAUCGAACCAGAACCACAGAUUCAAGCGGCUCAGGCUGGACCGAACAAGAUAUGUCGUGGAGCGACACUACUGUUACACCGCGGUGUCCGUGAUGCGGUGUUUUCUGUGUUUAGUCAAGCGACCGAAACGGUGCGAAGUUUAUUUAUGGAGUUCGUUCCCAAUCGUGUAUCACCGAGUGAGGUAGCACGAUCAGUUGAUCGACUGUUGCCGGAGCUGCUGUCGAAGAGUGGCGAUCCGUCCGCGCGCGUUCACACACUUGCACAGCACACGAUCCUUAGCAUCGCGGCUUGUCCGGAGGUGCGCGAGCAACACCUCAUCGCACCGGCCCUAUCACGCCCGGUAGGCAACGGGACACAUCCCCGCCUGGCGCUGAGUCGCAUGCAGAUGCUGGAGCAGCUCGUGCUGAGCCAGGGUAUCUCGAACGACAAACAGAGUGGGCUCGCCUGUCGAACGCUCUCGGAGGCCGGCUGCUCCGGCAUCCACCAUCCGGCCGAGUCGGUGCGAAAGGUCGCCGAACGGGUGCUGCUGCUGGUGUACAAGGUGAACCCGCGGUUGGUGCGCAAACAGCUUCCACCGGAUGAUGACAUCACGCGACGGAAUCUGCUCUACCGGCAGCUGUUCGCUGAGUUCGAUAAGAUCGAUCUGCAGCGCAAGAAGGAAAUGCUGGAAAACAAACAGUUCUGUGGGCCAGUUUCGUUCGCCGGUAUCUGUUCGCCACCGAUGUCUAGCAGCUCGAAGAGUUCCCCACCGGUGGAGAUCCGCAACAAGAAUCGCUACGAUGGCCGCACAAUCGUCAGUUUCUCCGACACACAGACCGGUAGUUGGCAGUCUAGUUUCAGUUCCAUGAAAUUGCAGGAUACCCACUCGAGCCCGGUACGGCGGCUGGAUGCGACAACGGCUGGCAUUAUCAAGAGCAAAAGUGGACACGCUAUCGGACAUCACACCCCAUGGACAAUGGCGGACGCACCGAUUACGAGUGCGACCGUAGACCUGGAGAGCGCUCGGGACAGUAAUGGUGGUGCGUACUACGACAAACUGGAUCCGGUCGGUGGUCACUGCAAUGGAAAGGAUCGUCCGAAACUGUCCCAACACAAGACGGCCAUGUACGAUAGUACGAUCGGAUUUCUGCCUGGUACGACAGGGCCUGAGAAUGGAAGCGGAUCACGCAAGAGUUCCAAUUCAGACUCGUUCGAUGGUAUUGAGAAUGAAAUCCGAUGUCCGUUCUGUGAUUGGAUUUGCCAUGGAGAUCCCACCCAGCUGGAUAAGCACUACUGGAAGGCGUGUCCGGUGCUGACUAAAUGUCCACAGUGUAGCCAAAUUCUUGAAGUGGCCGCACUCUCCGGACACUUGAUUCAUGAAUGUGAGGCCAAAACCAGCUAUUUGUCCUGUGAACGGUGCACGGAAUCGGUCCACAAGGAUCUCUACGAGUACCACCUAAUGGAGGACUUUUGCAGAGAGCUUACGACAGGGGCAGCCCGAUGUCCACUGUGUCACGAUGAUGUGCUACUUCCACUGGACGGUGGCUGGAAGCGGCAUCUACUUAGCCGGGCCGGAUGUCUUGGAAAUACCCGUCGACGAGCUCCAACUCAGUGAUGUCGGUGCUUCGUUCCGAAUGCCGAUUUUUCCCAGUUUUUUCAAUCAAAUACUCCAGGUGCACGAUGUAGGUAGAAAUUUAAUGCAAUCAGUGGUGUUAGUGUAAUAGAAAAAGCGGUGGCUUGCGUUUUUUUGUGUUGUUUCAAAUUGAUCUUACGAGGUAGAAAGCAUUAGCGGCAUUUAGCCCCAAGUAUGAAGUUUAUAAAGAUACUACUUUGACAACCAAAAGACUUACGUGCUAAUAUGGUAAAUGGUUGGAAGAUAUUUUAGGACACAUUCGUUUCAUUAUCAUCGGAUUGGCAAAUGCUACUUUGCACACUUUCAUGGUUCCUUCGGGCGGAGGAACCUCAACCACACACAGGGCCACAGCUGUAACGCAGAAGACUAUUCUUAUUGCCAGUGCGCUAGCUGCAAUUCGUUGCUAAACUUUAAGGAAAAGCUGAACACGAACCAAAUCAGGAAUCGAAGAAGAAACAAAACCCCUGGGAUGAUCUCCCAGGAGCUAAUAACUUUAAGAAGGAAUGGAAAUGGAUUGGUUAGCAAGCAGAAACAGGUGAAUAUAUUUCAAGCCGAUUCAAACCCGUCAUAGGAGCGGGACGUGCAGUUAAGGGAUUAACACUAUUAGCAGUUUUACUAAUACUUUUAUCGGUAGUACAAUUUUGUUGUCUAGAUUUUUUAAAUGGCAUACGCAAAUGAGAGUACACAAAUCAACCGCAACGCAGGUAUUUGAAGGCCACGUUAAUCUCUAAUCAAUCGAAAACGUUUUGAUCUCACGGCAAAUCCGUGCCGGUAGUAGUGGUGAUACUUAAGUAUUGAGUCGUACGUACACACAGAUAAUACGCAAAAAAAAUCAAUAUGUCCAGCUCGAAGAAUUCGGAUCAAGUAAACUUAUUUCCCGUCCUUAAAAUAAACAAAAAAUCACCAAUAAAAAAAAACAUUUGACAAACUUAAAAA
Anopheles funestus (African malaria mosquito) is the source of this 5039-nucleotide messenger RNA. RefSeq names its product centrosomal protein of 104 kDa. Lineage: Eukaryota; Metazoa; Arthropoda; Insecta; Diptera; Culicidae. The record is from RefSeq and is a predicted model, not a curated record. Gene Ontology annotation, cellular component: cilium. The transcript is spliced from 10 exons. The coding region runs from base 960 to 4085 and encodes 1041 amino acids.